AUGGCACGUCCAGUCCUUGUCCUUGCCCUCGUCUUUGUCGCCAUUAUCGGCUCCUCAGCUCAAAAUGAACCCACCACUGCUCCGGCAACAGCUCCUUCCACUUCCACUACAACUCCUCCACCUCAAAUGAGCGGCGGCGGCGGCGGUGGCGCCACACCUCCUCAACAUCAAGCCGCCCCUGCACCCAAGUCAUCUGAUCAUGAUCAUAGCCCCCCGGUCGCACCACCACCUAAGGAUUCAUCGUCUGGUGGCAGCACCCCCACGGCAGCCCCUAAGUCAUCGGAAACCACCACCCCUCCAUCCAAGCCUCCCAAGUCCUCCUCCUCCUCACCUCCUCCUAAGUCCUCCACACCUCCCCCGGCGGAGUCCCCUAAGACUGAUGAUCAGGACUAUUCUUCCCCACCUUCACCACCACCAAAGAGCUCUGAUUCACCAAAGAGCUCCGAUUCAUCCCCACCGGCACCUUCUGAUGCUUCUUCACCCAAAGCUGAGACUCCGGAGGCAUCUACAGCUCCAACGGAUUCUGCAACUGCACCAGCCAAGAGUAGUGCAACCGCUUUGAAGGCCACUUCUGCAGCUGCCGGAAUUGCAGCCAUCGCCGGUUUCUUCUUCUUCUUCUAA
Messenger RNA from Cornus florida, 621 nucleotides. RefSeq names its product proline-rich receptor-like protein kinase PERK8. Bases 1 to 621 code for a protein of 206 amino acids. The transcript has a single exon. Lineage: Eukaryota; Viridiplantae; Streptophyta; Magnoliopsida; Cornales; Cornaceae. The record is from RefSeq and is a predicted model, not a curated record.